AUGUGGGCUCGAAACUGGAGAUACCUCCCCUGGGGAUCCUCAUGCCUCUGGAUCUCGCCCAUCCGAAGCAUGAGGCGGUCCCUGGCCACUCUGGGGAGCAGUGGACCCAGGCCAGUGCCUCUCUCCUACAAGCUGCUGGAUGGUCAGGACACCCUCCCCCCUGUCGUCUUCUUGCACGGGAUAUUUAGCAACAAAAACAUCUUCCAGGCUGAAGCUAAAACCCUGGCCCAGCAGACAGGCAGGAAGGUAUUGACAAUGGACGCCCGGAACCACGGAGAGAGUCCCCAUAGUCCUGACUGCAGUUACGAGGCCAUGAGCGCCGACCUGCAGGCUCUCCUACAAAAGCUAGGACUCGCGCCCUGCGUCCUCAUCGGGCACAGCAUGGGAGGCAAGACAGCCAUGAUGUUAGCCCUACAGAAGCCAGAGCUGGUGGAACGCUUGGUCUCAGUGGACAUCAGCCCCUUCGUGAGCCCAAACAUGCCGAAUGUCUUUAAAAUCAUAUCUUUAAUGGAGUCUCUAAACAUCCCUGGAGAUCUUUCCCACUCCCAAGCCUUUAAAUUACUCCAUGAGUAUCUGGAGCCAUUCACUGAGGAUUUGAGCAUUCGGCAGUAUCUGUUCAAUAGCCUGGUACGGAUCGAUGGGCAGUAUGUAUGGAAAGUCAAUGGUGAAAACCUGCAGCAGCAGAAACACCAGCUUCUGGAUACUCUCCAAGUCCAGGGAGUUUAUCGUGGCCGCACACUCUUCCUAAGGGACACCCAUUCGUCCUUCCUCCCGUCAAGUCAUUACUCCAAGAUCAAGCUCCUGUUCCCUGAAGCCCAGUUCCAGGACAUCCCUGAUUCUGGCCACAUCACCCAUAUCAAGAAGCCCCAAGAGUUCAUGAACAGUAUCCUAAGUUUCCUGUCCUAGAAGACAUCCCCUCUCCUCACACCACAUUCACAACUUCCACACACUCAAGAGAGCCACAGACACUUCCUUCACUUGAAAUCUUUCUUUAAGGAAAAAAAACAAAACUUUUUCCUAAUUCAGAACUGAACACACACCAAACAUCUCAGUGGGCAAAGAAUAAGAGAAAAAAAAGAGAACUGUGAAAAUUGUGAACCUCUGUUUUGAACCACUUAGGUUGUUUUUAAUCACAUGAUA
Messenger RNA from Sarcophilus harrisii (Tasmanian devil), 1140 nucleotides. Its product is annotated as protein ABHD11-like. The transcript is spliced from 6 exons. Lineage: Eukaryota; Metazoa; Chordata; Mammalia; Dasyuromorphia; Dasyuridae. The record is from RefSeq and is a predicted model, not a curated record. Gene Ontology annotation, cellular component: mitochondrion. The coding region runs from base 1 to 906 and encodes 301 amino acids.